This is a messenger RNA of Leptinotarsa decemlineata (Colorado potato beetle), 962 nucleotides long. RefSeq names its product probable Rho GTPase-activating protein CG5521. The record is from RefSeq and is a predicted model, not a curated record. NCBI's taxonomy places the organism in Eukaryota, Metazoa, Arthropoda, Insecta, Coleoptera, Chrysomelidae. Gene Ontology annotation, molecular function: GTPase activator activity. Gene Ontology annotation, biological process: regulation of small GTPase mediated signal transduction; positive regulation of GTPase activity. Gene Ontology annotation, cellular component: nucleus; cytoplasm.
AUGUAUGAGGUUGUUGUGUACGUCAACAUUGUAUUUUAUACUUGUAAAAAACAAACCGAUAAAUAUUCAUGAUCUCUUCAUCAAAAUGUGACACUAUCCUAAAACGCUAAUUUCCCAUGAAGGAUGUUAACUGUUUGUGGUUUUUAAAAUGUUUACAAAGAAAAAUCUUGUUGACAUUAAAAAAUCAACAUCCAAACUUCAAGACACCAAAAAAGAUGUUUCUACAAGAAUCAAACAUCUGAAAAUAAUACUAGAAAAUGUGGAUAUCUCUGAGGCAAAAGGAUUUUUUGAAGCAAAUUUCAGUCACAUAUAUAAUGUUUUAUAUGAGAGUUUUGUACAAACUGAAGGAAAUUUGCGCCAAAGAGAGCUGUCUUUUCAUCUUGUACACAAGGCACACAAAGAGGAGUUGGAAUGUACCCUGUGGAUUUUGGAGCAAGUGCUCUGCCUACUUCCGGAGCUAAUUCAUCGAAGGUGGCAGUUACAUUCUCUCGGUAGACUUCUUUCAAAACUUCUCCAUCCUGGAAAUACCACCAAGCUACGUCGACAUGGCAUCAGGUAUUUCUUAAUGUGGUAUCAAGCCUUGAAUGAGAAUGCACCUGAGUACGUUCAUCAGAUGUUCACCACGUUGGUACCUGGUUUCUACAGCCCAAACUUAGUUAGCUGCAAUAACAGCACAAGCGUAUUUCAUGAUACUAGUGCUCAGCAUCCUGUGACACCCACUGAGUUGUUGCCCAUUUUGCCAAUAUCGAGUAGUGACAAAUCCUGUGAUCAACCAAGCAAGUUUUAUUUGGAGUGUCUGUUGGAAUACAUGGUACACACAGUUGUCAAGCUGGAAUGGCAGGACAAAAGUGCCUACCACCACAGGUGUUUCAACUUUCUGUUGGAGAAGUUCAAGAUUUAUUAUUUACCCAAGAUUUGUCCAGAUUUCUGCAGCCAGACGUCUCUGUACAGACCAAAUUUGG